UGGAAAGAGGGAAAAGAUCUGAAAUGGUCUGAGACGAGGCAAUUUUCUUUUUACAGCACUUGUAAACGGCGCGAUUAAGGGGCCGCGUGCAGAACGCGCUUUUGUCUCAAUUGGAGUCAACCAUUACAUUACAACGACAAAUUAAUCCAAGGAAAGGAAGGAGGCGCAUGGCUGGCAUCCUACCUAAGCACGGCAACGGACGGGAACUCGUCAAAAAUAUCUGAACUGCGGUAGCCGCGUUGUUUUUGUAUAAUUUCCCUUAUUAUUAUGGUUGUGGGAAUUAUUUACGGGACAGUGAACGAUCAAUGGCAUCAGAGGGGAUGGAAUUAUGCAGAUUUAACAGGGGAUUUUGGGGGUUGUUAUUUGUAUGUUUUAUAUUUGGGUUUCUAGCUGAUUCAGACGCUAAGGAAAUGACGAGGUUAACAGGCAAAGAGAAUUCAAGGUACAGAAGUAUUUCACAGAUUUAUAUGUUGAGAGGGCUUGCAGACACCCAUUUUGAAAAUCGCAGGGAUAAACUUGACCAGGAUUUCAAUAUCUGGCCUCAGGCUGAGCAUCUGCAAACCAGUUGUGGUUUUGAACAAUUGGAAGGAACAGACAUUGAUAGUCAGAAUUUACAAUACUUUUCAAAUAAAGGGAUGGAUGCAAACAUUGUGAAAAGGAUUCAGAACUCAUAUUCUUUACUUGAGCACAAUUUAGCAAAGAAUAUGAAUAUCCAAGAACCUCGGAUGAAUGAUUUUCUUCACAAUUCUCUCGACAGGCAUCGUUCCCUUGACCCAUUUGAUUCAUCUUCAAUUAUUUCAACAAAUGGGGAGCAUGGGGAAAUUAUUAGGCCUGUCUCUGGAGAAGAUGAAAAUUCAAACUUGCUGUCAUCUCUCGAGCGACUCAGAGCUUUGCUCCAAUUUGAUGCUCAUAAGAAACACUUUUUUCGGAGUCGAUAUCUAGAGACUCCUGCCAUGUCUCUGGUUUUAGCUUUUUCUCCAUCGCCUUCAGGAUUACAGAAUGAUCAACAUAAGGCCCCUGGUCCAUCCCCUGAAACUUCAUCACCACAGUUAGUGCCAUCACCAUCAUUGGGAAUUGUAAAUCCAACUCCACUUUCAUUAAUUGCGUCACCUCCCAAGCUGUCAGAAAGUUUACUUCCCGAGCAGUCAACAAAGAAUGGUGGCAACUCUAAGACAAUUAUUUUAGCUGUUGUUAUCACAGCAAUAUCAACUUUACUUCUUACUGGAUUGUUCUUUUACUUGUAUAAAUGCUUUUUCAAUAGCAGGCGUGGAUUCCAUCAUCUUAAUGAUAAUAGGCCUCUUUUAUUUUCAAGCAUACAUAGUGAAUCACUAAAUCCCAAUGGUGGUGAAUCAAAGGUUUACAAGUGGGCAACAUUUGAGGACUCCAGUGGAACUUCAAAUAUAACAACUAUCUUAGGAACAGGUAAGACUGAUGAGACACACUUGUCUUCCUUCAAUCAGAGGAACUUUCGAGUUUUAUCUCUUCCUUCACGCCUUAGGAAGACGACAGGAGCUCUUGAUAUUCAUCCUCUUCCUCCUUUGCCUAAGUCAAAGCAAUCGCUGGAAUUGUGUGAUAGGGGUACUUUCACCUCAAAUUCAGCAGACACCAUUCAAAAUUCAUGUUCACCCUCAUCCAAGGCGCUACAGGCUGAUUUGUCUGCACAUUCUGCAGCAAAACACACUUCCACUCAAUCAAUUGCUACUCUUUUUUCCGCUUCCCCUUAUUCACAGUCUACUCCACCUCCUGCACCAUCAAAACUUCCUCCAACUUUACCAGUGUCCAAUCCCUCCUUGCACCCAUCUGUCAACUCUACAACACCAUUGCCAAUAAGUAAAUCUGCGCCUUCUCCUCCACCACCAAUAAAUAAACCCCUGCCUCCUCCACCAUCAGCAUACAAAUCCCCACCUCCACCACCAUCAGUAAGUAAACCCCUGCCUCCCCCACCAUCAGCUUAUAAAUCCCCACCUCCUCCACCCCCUGGAGCAUACAAAGCACCACCUCCUCCACCCCCUGGAGCAUACAAAUCGCCACCUCCUCCACCCCCUGGACCCAACAAUGGCAAGUCUAAUCUACCAAAAGCACCCUUACCACCUACAAGGAAUUCUCAGUUACCUCCUCCUUUGCCAGGCCAAAGACCUUCUGGUUCUGGAGCUUCUUUGGAGCACUUAAAUGCAGUAGGGGAAGAUGGAAAUCCACGGCCCAAGCUCAAGCCUCUUCACUGGGACAAAGUUAAUGCUAACCCUGAUCACUCGAUGGUUUGGGACCAGAUAAGAGCAGGAUCUUUUCAAUUCAAUGAAGAAAUGAUUGAGACACUGUUUGGUUAUAGUUCUACAAACACAGGGACAAAUAGAAUGGCCAAACAAGCACUUAAUCCUUCUAGUCAGCACCCUCAGCUUCUGGACCCAAAAAAGUCGCAAAACUUGGCUAUAUUUUUGAAGGCACUGAAUGUAAGAAGAGAAGAGGUCUAUGAUGCACUAUUGGAAGGUGAAGGCUUAAGUCCUGAGCUUUUGGAGACCCUUAUUAAGAUGGCACCAACCAGAGAGGAGGAGAAAAAAUUGAAAGAAUAUACUGGUGACAUCAAUAAUCUUGGACCAGCAGAGAUCUUUCUUAAAGAACUAUUGGCUAUUCCGUUUGCCUUUGAACGGUUUGAUAAGAUGCUCUACAGGGAAAAUUUUAAAGAAGAAAUCAGUUAUAUCAGAAAAUCAUUUCAGACAUUAGAGGCAGCAUGCAAAGAAUUGAGAAGCAGUCGUCUGUUUUUAAAGUUGCUAGAAGCAGUUCUAAAAACAGGUAAUCGCAUGAAUGUUGGUACUUUGCGUGGAGGUGCUCAAGCUUUUAAGCUUGAUACACUUCUCAAAUUAUCAGAUGUCAAAGGUACAGAUAGAAAGACAACUUUAUUACAUUUUGUUGUUCAAGAGAUUAUAAGAGCAGAGGGCAUACGUGCUGCACGUGUGGGUCAACAAUCUGGUUCAGGUGCUACCAAUUUGGUAGAUGAUAAAGACAACUUGAAAGCUGGUGGAAACAUGAGUUCUGAUAAUAAAGAAGAUCAUUAUAGAGAAAUUGGCUUGCAGGCUCUUGCAAACUUAAGUAAUGAUUUAUCCUAUAUAAGGAAUGCAGCAACAAUUGAUUCUGAUGCGUUGAGUAGUUCUGUGUCGAAACUUGUUACAGGGCUUAACAAGUUGCGGUCAUUUUUGCAAAGAGACUUUACAAGUCAUGAAGCAGCAAAUUCUAUGCAACGAGGAAACUUUAAUCAAUUGAUGAAAUUGUUUCUGCAUCAGGCAGAGGAGGAGAUUAGUCAAGUACAAAGUGACGAAAAGACAGUAUUUUUGCAUGUGAAGGAGAUAACUAAAUAUUUUCAUGGAAAUGCAGUAAAGGAGGAAGCACAUCCUUUCCGUAUUUUUGUGAUUGUGCGGGACUUCACUGGCAUGCUGGAUCAAGUAUGUAAAGAGGUUGGCAGAAUGCAGAAGCAAAAUCCUCCAGCAUCAUCUCAGAAAGGGUCUUCUUCAAUACUUGUCCAGAAUCUACCGCACUCUCUUUUUCCCAAUGCUUUUGAUAGAAAUGCAGAUAGUUCUGAUGAAGAAGGUACAUUUGAAUGAUGGCUGCCAGAUACAUGUCAGAUUUCAGAGUAAUUUUUUUCAAGAACACUACGAUAAAACUUUGGUUGUAUGUGCAGUGACCAAAAGAAUGACUGGUUAUACCCAUUUUUUGGGUCAGAGAUGGUUGGUAAACAUCUCCUAUGAGCAGGAUUUGGGAAGGGUUUAGAAAUAUUGCUGGUUGUGUUUAUACUGUUUUGCACUUCCAUUGGAGGAUGUGACUGUCCAUCAGCAGCUUUUCCAGGUCAAUGUUGUUUUAUUGAAAAGUGAAACUUAAGCUGAGCAGUAACUAUACUUUCUGGCGCUGAACUUGCUUACCUUUUUGUAGAUGAAGUUUGAUUCGUGAUCUUUGUAAACCCUUGCUCUGGCAGCAUUGGACAUUUGAUAGUGCAAAGUAACGGUUGAAUCUGAGUUUUCUGCUAUACAAUCAAUAACUGGAUGUGAAAUUACAAAUUUUGAUAAUUCCGAAAGCAGUGGUGUAUCGUUUGGAGGUUUGCAGCAGUCUUUAGUGAAUGAUGUCUUGCCAACAGUUUUGAGCCAUCCAAUUGUAAGCAAAUUAUCAAUCUUCUGGUGUCAGUUAACGUGUAUCAUGUCAUCUUUAGUAUGAUCAUGGUUUCAUCAAGUUGCAGCUGUUUGGGGUUCCUGUAACACAGAAUAUGCGAACCUAAUUAGAGGCAUUACCCAUUCUAUGUAUAAUAAUCAGUUAAAAGCUCUGUGAUUUUGACAUGUUGCAUAUGGUGAAUGAUGUACAUGAGGUUUUUGCAAAGGAGCUUUUAAGAUCGAAAUUUGAAGAGAAUGCUCUGCAGUAUCUAGAAAGUGGUCCAUAGGUGGGUGGCCAUAGGUGGCCAUAUGUAUGAGAAAGCCAUUCAAAUCGGGAUAUUUGUGUGCCUGAUAGCUAGGGGGACCGUUAUUAACAUGAAUGCUAGGCAACCAAUCAGAUGAUAUGGAAAAAAGACGUGGGAUUAUAUAUACAUUCUUUAGUGCAAGAGGUAAGGUAUGUUUGGUGAUAGCCUCUUUGAGAAUGUGCAUAAGUUGAGUUUGUCGGGGAUGCAUUUAUCAGGGAAAAAGAUUUCUCCAAAAUUAGUGUAGCUUACUAAAUUGCAAUUAUACAAGAUUGCAACUUUUGACAUCUGAGCUUGGAGUUUUCUUGGUGAUUUGCUCUUCAAGAUAUUUUGCUUUUGUGAUUUUCCUUUAAAAAUGCUAUUAAUUUGUGGAAAGUUCUCAACCCUCUUGUAAAUUUUUAAGGGGAAUCUACAGAGUUCUCAUUCUAUAGAGGAUACAAAGUGCUUGAGUUUGUUAUGGAUCCAUAACGUGCAAGAGGCUUUUAAUUGUGUAUUAUUUUGCUUUGAAAUCCUGAUGAUCUGUUGCACUCAAUGCAAGUUUGCUACAUUUUCCAAGUUUACAUGAGUAACAUUUGGAGGUUUAA
Cryptomeria japonica (Japanese cedar) is the source of this 5016-nucleotide messenger RNA. Its product is annotated as formin-like protein 8. The record is from RefSeq and is a predicted model, not a curated record. The coding region runs from base 306 to 3593 and encodes 1095 amino acids. The transcript has 8 exons. Gene Ontology annotation, biological process: actin cytoskeleton organization; actin nucleation. Gene Ontology annotation, molecular function: actin filament binding. NCBI's taxonomy places the organism in Eukaryota, Viridiplantae, Streptophyta, Pinopsida, Cupressales, Cupressaceae.